This is a messenger RNA of Penaeus monodon (black tiger shrimp), 5633 nucleotides long. RefSeq names its product tyrosine-protein phosphatase non-receptor type 4-like (gene Ptpmeg). Lineage: Eukaryota; Metazoa; Arthropoda; Malacostraca; Decapoda; Penaeidae. Gene Ontology annotation, cellular component: cytoskeleton. The record is from RefSeq and is a predicted model, not a curated record. Gene Ontology annotation, biological process: protein dephosphorylation. Gene Ontology annotation, molecular function: protein binding; protein tyrosine phosphatase activity.
ACUGCAGUAUGCGAAGAUCUGUCACUGAUUCGUGACGUCCGACAGGGUUGCAGGACGCGAGACCAGCAUGGCGUAGGAUUGGGCGCUGAGGGCGGAGUAAGGGUGACCAUGCAGGGUGACCUUUAGUGAAGGGCUAGGGGACUGCAGAAUGGCGGGGAGAAAGCCUGUAAUCUGACGUGGAAGAGACAGCAGCGAGGAACAAGGAAGCUGCAGUGCGAAUACAGAAGAGAGCUUUGUGAGUGACGAUGUGACGCACAGACAUAGAGCGAGGAUAAGCUGGGAUGAAAAGAUGUAAACAUUCCUUUGUGAGGGAGAGUUCAUGCAAGGAAACGUGUGAGUAAGGCGGACGAUCGUGGCAGUAAUGAGUAGUCGAGCGUAAAAGUUCGGGAACGUACAACGUGCGGGCCUCCGAGCUGGCGCGACACAAGGCCCUCAAGACUCUCCGAGUCCAGGUCGCCUUCCUCGACGACUCCACGCAGGUCUUCGAGAUAGAGAAACGCGCUAAAGGCCAGGCGCUGCUGGAUCUCGUGUUCAACCACCUCGAACUGAUCGAGCGAGACUUCUUCGGGCUCCAGUACUUCGAGUCCGCCGUCAACAAUGAGAAUCCGAGGCUCUUAGAGGGACUCCUGGCGAAGCAGAGGUGGCUGGACCCGCUCAAACCCGUGAAGAAACAGCUGCGCAUCAGGACAAAGAGCCUGGGAACAUGUGGUCUGCCGGUGCUCUACUUCCGGGUGAAAUUCUGGGUGAGCGACCCGGGCAAGCUGGCGGAGGAAUACACGCGCUACCACGUGUUCCUGCAGCUUCGGCGGGAUGUGCUGGAAGGGCGCCUGGCCACCCCGCCCUCCACGGCUGCCCUGCUCGCCUCCUACGCCCUGCAGUCCGAACUGGGCGACUACAACAUCGACGAGCACGGCAGCACCUACCUGGCUGACGUGAGGCUCGUCCCCAACCAAAGCGACGAGCUGGAGAAGAAGAUCAUCGAACUACAUAAACUGCAUAAAGGGCAGACUCCAGCAGACGCAGAGUUCAAUUUCUUAGACCAUGCUAAGCGGUUAGAUCUCUAUGGCGUCGACCUGCACAAAGCCAGGUCCGAGAAUUAUGACAGCGUGCUAGGUUUCAACCUUGGCUCCUACCGGGCGUGCAAGUGCCUCUGGAAGUCUUGCGUUGAACACCACACCUUCUUCCGUCUUCACACUCCAAGGACCCCGGCCAGAAAAAACUUACUGACGCUGGGGAGCAAGUUCCGAUACAGUGGUCGCACAGAAUUUCAGACAGUGGAGGAAUGUAAGAGACGGGCAAGAGUGGAGAGGACAUUUGUCAGGUCUCCGUCCAAAAGGUUUGCCCGCCAGACAGUGCCGACCCCGAGCGAUAUCAGCCGCAAACCUCGGUCAGGCUCGGGAUCCUCAGUUAGGCCAAGAACCGACUCCUCAGGGUACAAAGUCACUUCCCUCCAGGGCACCAAGACGCCGAAGAUGGCGUGGGGCGAAGCGCAAACACCAGACACCGAGGGCGGCUUCCCCGACCGUGAGGAUGGCGAGCGCGGUGCGGGCGCGGCUGAAGACGGCGUGGGCGUGGCGAGACUCUUCUUCGGCCUCGUCAGCGGAGAGCGACGUGGGCGCCUCCCCCUCGCCCGACCACCAGCCCGGCGGGAGUGACGAGAGCGCCCACGGCCUGGUCACCAUCCGAAUGAAGCCUGACGAAGGGGGCAAGUUCGGCUUCAACGUGAAGGGCGGCUCCGACCAGAACCUGCCCGUCCUGGUGUCUCGAGUGGCGCCCAACACGCCCGCAGACAGAUGCUAUCCCAGGCUCAACGAGGGCGACCAGGUGCUGCUGAUCAACGGGCGCGACGUCUCGGCGAUGACCCACGAGCAGGUGGUCAACUUCAUCCGCGCCUCCAGAGAGUGCCACUCGGGAGAGCUCGUCCUCACGGUCAAGCAGAACGUGUACCUUGCGGAGGAGCUCGAGGAGGAGCCCGCGUUCCGGUAUGUCCCUGAAGCCCUUCCUUCGAGCGUUACCGUGUCUGGCAACCAGACCGCCCCCCUGCACGAGUCCAUGCUGCUGCUGACUGAGGGCCUGGAGGCCGGGUCACUGGUGGCGCAGUUCGAGCAGCUGUACCGCCGCAAGCCGGGACUCACGGUCAACGAGGCGCGGCGGCAGGAGAACGAGAAGAAGAACAGAUAUCGGGAUAUUUCGCCGUAUGACACAACGCGAGUCAUCCUCACAAGUGCAGUAUCCGGAGACUACAUUAACGCCUCAUACGUGAACAUGGAUAUCCAGGCGUCAGGGAUCAUCAACCGCUACAUAGCCUGCCAGGGUCCUCUAGCAGGCACCUGUACCGACUUCUGGGAAAUGGUUUGGGAACAGCAGUCAACCCUAAUAGUGAUGCUAACCACAGUUGUCGAACAGGGCAGAGUAAAAUGUCACCGGUACUGGCCUCGCUUGAAUGAGACUGUUGAGUUCGGGACUCUCCAGGUCACUUGUCUGAAGGAGGAGGAGACGCCAGGUUUUGCGUUUAGAGAAUUCACUCUCAUCAACACAGAGACUCAGGAUGAGCGACACAUCACCCACAUGCAGUACCUGGCAUGGCCGGACCACGGUGUCCCUGACGACUCAACAGAAUUCCUCCACUUUGUAACCCAGGUUCGCCAAGCUAGAGCAGGUAUGGUUGAACCCACGAUCGUACACUGCUCAGCGGGCAUUGGGAGGACCGGCGUGCUCAUCUUGAUGGAGACUGCACAGUGCUUGAUUGAGGCCAAUGAGCCAGUUUAUCCACUAGAUGUAGUUAGAGCUAUGAGGGAUCAGCGUGCAAUGAUGAUCCAGACAGCUAGUCAAUACAGAUUUGUAUGCGAAGCAAUUCAGCGAGUGUACUCAGAAGGCCUUGUUAAACCUCUUGCUGAGUACCAGCAGAGAUGAGGGAUUUAAUGUCACUUGAUUAUGGUGACAAAGUGUGACAACUGUGUAUCAGAUGUACAUUUUCUGUGACUGAAGAUAAAGCAUAAGUUAUAGCUGAGCCAUGACAUGACAGCAGAAGUAUUCUGCUGUUUCCUGUGAUGGAAGUGGCAUAAAGAUAAAGACAGAAUGAGGCAUGCUGGUUGUAAAAGUGAGGAAAUAGAGCAAGCAUACUGUGUAUAUAUCCUAUAAUAGGAGCUUGAAAACAAUUUAUCCUACAAUAGGAGUCUGGAAAAGAAUUUAUACCAUUACUGAAAUCCGUGUUCUGCCUCGAGAGGAUGAAUCUCUCUGGGGCCCAAAGCUACCACAGUUGUAGAUAGUAAAAUAAAUUGCUAAAAGUAUUUAUGAAUAAUGUGAGCUAUAUCAAUGACAUUAAAAUAAUAAAGAGCACUGCUCAUUCCCUGUAUGAAAUCGAGCAUGUCCAGACUAUCUUUUGAAUCAAUGUAAACAUCAAAAUGAUCAUUGCUCAAGACCUAUUUAUUCGCCAGUUCCACAGCAACAGCGAAAUGAGGUACUUUCAAAUUCCUCGAUAAUUGUGUGUUCAUAUAUACACACUCUCAUAGUGUGUUGUUGAAACACCUUGUGUGUAUGUGCAUGCAUUAGUUGGUUACCAAAAUGCCUGUACAUAAUCAUGUGCACUGGAGUGUGAAUACUGUAGAUAAUACAAUCUUUUUAAAAGACAGAUCCUAACCCUAGUAGUGUUUCUACUGUACAGGAUAUUUUCUAUUUACUAUUAAAAAAGAUCAGUAGUUACACAUCAGACACUCUGACCCUCACCACUCAAGCCUUUGUGAAACAUGUUGCAGAUUUUUGUGUCACCAUACUGAUAUUGGGAAUGAACCGAAAAUUUGUAUGGAUGUCCUUAACCCAGUAGUUCAUUUGGUGAGGGUGUUAUGGAGCAGUGGAAAUUGGUGACAUAAAAUGGUGUUAACAUGUACACUGCCAAAGUUUCACUCUUGUUUGCCAGGGAUGCUACUCUUAACUUCAAGAAAACAGUCCAGUUAAGCACAAGAUGUGGUGUGUUAUUAAAUUGUUGCUGUUACUUUAUGUUCUCCAGUUUUGGCAGAUUGUGACCUAGUACUGGCACUUUGCUGCUAAACUGAAUGCGAUAUGUUAUGGCAUUGUAGUAACAUAAUAGUACAGGGUAUUUCACCACAGUGCCUCUCUAAAGUAUUCUUUUUGGAAAUAGUGCACAUUACUACUGGAUGUGAGUAUUGACAAUGUCUCUUAGCACCCCAAGCAUUACAAGGGCUAGCCACUCCCCCCACAGUCCUGGGACCCACAUGUGCCUUUCUCUUGUUGUAAGAGCCUGCCUCAAGCAACUGACAAUCCCCACACUGAUGGUAUACACUCAUCAUCAGAUAGAAAUGCUGUUGUUUUAACAGUGUUGCACAGCACAGUGCCUCUGACUCAAUAACUUCACUUUGAAGGUAUUUUGACCUACUAUUCCUAGGCAGUUUUCCUAUGCUGAAAUUGAGAUGUAAAGUGGGUGUAGGAAUUAUUCUCUCAAAGGCUCUUUAUUGCCUUCUAGGUUUUUUUUUACCCUAGGGCAACUUGGGUGCUGCUGCCCUACACCACUCAGGGUAUGGUAAACACACUUAGAACACAUUAUGCCUUUGGUCGAGCAUUUUAAUGCGCAAAUUUUACCUGGUCAUGAGUUUAUGUAAUGUAUGUGGAAAAAGAAUUUUUCUUGUAUGGUUGAAUGCUGAACUUGUCCUCAGACAUUAAGAUAUUAAAAGCAAACAUUUUUUUUUUCCUUUCCUUAUCCAAACCUCUGGCUAGCUUGCCCACCAAGUAGUUUAGUCUUAGAGGCUCCUGACAGGCUCAAGAUGUCACUGUUAAUAUGGAAAAAAGGCAAAGUUUGAUCUUUUUGAUUUCAGGAAUAAAUCUCAUGUUUGCAAUCUCUGUAUGCAAGGAAUUGGUUCUGUUUAAGAAUGGUUCUAGUCAUUUGUAUUGUAAAGACACGAACCAACAUUGAAAGAGUACACCUAAAAAAGAAAAAAAUAAGACUGGGGUCAUACCUUUUUUGUAUUUGAAAAUUUCAGACCCAAAACCUCAAAUUUUGUGAAUGUUGGUUUGGUAUGUACAGGAUUAACAGUUGUGUGUGCUUUUUACCUUCAGUAUUAAGUGCAAGACCUACAUUCUUUCUCCUGCAUUUGUUCUCAUUUCACUUGUACUUUUCAUGCAACCCACUUGUAUACUUGUGAAAUCCCUCUUUUUAGAUUUUUCAACUUCCAUGAUUUUUUUUUCUCAUGUGUGGUUAACAUAGGAUGUUACAAAUGAAUUACCAAUAAUUUUUUCUUGAUCCAACCUGCAUCAGAGUGAAAGAAGUAACACUGUCCUUCAUAUAACUUGAUACCCUUGGUGACCAGUGAUAUGUUCUCAGCAGUAUUUUUAUUAGACAGAUUCUGGGAUACAGUUUUUAAAAAGUAAGGCAGAAAUAAGUGGCAAUGAAAGUAUUGCUGAGGCAAACUUUAUCUGGUCAGGUACAUUCAUACUAGUGAUGAAUCUACUGUUUAUCACAACCAUUAGGAAGUGCAUUGCAGUGCACCGUGUAUGAAUUUUGCUGAAAUGGUUUAAAACUUAUCCUGAUUUGUCAUAUUUUAAGUAAUGUAAAUCAGUGUGACAGGGAAAAAUUGUGUUGUAUUUGACACAAAUGAGCAAUAAAGGAAAAUGGUUUGUAA